Tachyglossus aculeatus (Australian echidna) is the source of this 3023-nucleotide messenger RNA. It is a transcript of the gene CBLL1, whose product is annotated as Cbl proto-oncogene like 1. The record is from RefSeq and is a predicted model, not a curated record. The coding region runs from base 85 to 1596 and encodes 503 amino acids. The transcript has 6 exons. Gene Ontology annotation, biological process: regulation of cell adhesion; protein ubiquitination. NCBI's taxonomy places the organism in Eukaryota, Metazoa, Chordata, Mammalia, Monotremata, Tachyglossidae. Gene Ontology annotation, molecular function: ubiquitin protein ligase activity.
CCGCGCAUGCGCCCCUGGCGGCUGCCCCCUCCCUCCCUCCGGCCCGGAUGACUUCCGCUCCCAGAGUGCUUCGCGCGGCGCAUCAUGGACCCCACUGACAAUGAUUUGCAAGGCACUAAUAGUUCGGGAUCAUUGGGUGGUCUUGAUGUACGCAGAAGAAUCCCUAUAAAGUUAAUCUCCAAGCAGACCAACAAAGCCAAGCCUGCGCCUCGUGCUCCCCGAAGUAUGACUAGGAUGCCUUCAAAGGCCCAGCCUGGUGACGAAGAAGGAUUUGACUAUAAUGAAGAAGAGCGGUACGACUCCAAAGGAGGCGAUCUGUUUGGCAAUCAGCGAAGGUUUCCGGGACACAUUUUCUGGGAUUUUCAGAUCAACAUCUUGGGUGAAAAGGAUGAAACUCCAGUCCAUUUCUGUGAUAAGUGCGGAUUGCCUAUUAAAAUCUAUGGCCGCAUGAUACCGUGCAAACAUGUCUUCUGCUAUGACUGUGCUAUUUUGCAUGAAAAAAAAGGCGACAAGAUGUGUCCAGGCUGCAGCGACCCGGUCCAGCGAAUCGAGCAGUGCGCGCGAGGGUCCCUGUUCAUGUGCAGCAUCGUCCAGGGGUGCAAGAGGACGUACCUGUCUCAGAGAGACUUGCAGGCGCACAUCAACCACCGCCACCUGAGGGCCGGGAAGCCGGCGGCCCGCCCCCCGGCCGAGCCCGUCCACGCGCCCGCGGCCCCGCCGCCGCCGGCGGAGAUCCCCGACCGCUUCGUCGUGCCGCCGGAGAAGCACCACCUGAGCCACCUGCCGCCGAAGCAGCAGCACAUCCUGAUGCCGCCGCCGCCGCCGCCCCCCUUGCAGCACGUGCCCCACGAGCACUACAACCCGCCCCACGAGGACCUCCGGCCGCCCCCGGCCGAGAUGGCCAUGGCCCCGCCCCCGCCGCGCCCGGUCGGCCAGGAGACCUUUCGCAUCUCCACGAGGAAACACAGCAAUCUGAUCACGGUCCCCAUCCAGGACGACUCCGGGCCCGGGGCCCGGGAGCCGCCGCCCCCGGCCCCGGCGCCCCCGCACCAUCACCCCGAGUACCCGGGCCAGCCCGUGGUGGCCCACCCUCACCACCUGAUGCCCCCCCAGCAGCGCUACGCCCCGCCCCCGCCGCCCCCGCCCCCGCCGCCGCCCCCGCCGCCCCUCAGCCACCCGAUGCAGCCCCCUCCCCAGGCCGCGGGGACCCCCCACCUGGUCUACGGCCAAGCGCCGCCGCCUCCCCCGAUGACCUCCGCCCCGCCGCCCAUCACCCCGCCCCCCGGACACAUGAUGGCCCAGAUGCCCCCCUACCUGAACCACCCUCCCCCGGGACCGCCCCCUCCCCAGCACGGCGGGCCGCCGGUCAGCGCUCCCCCGCCGCACCAUUACAACCCCGGCUCGCUGCCUCAGUUCCCCGAAGACCAAGGGACGCUCAGCCCCCCGUUCGCCCAGCCCGGGGGGAUGAGCCCCGGGAUCUGGCCGGCGCCCAGGGGCCCGCCUCCUCCCCCCCGGAUGCAGGGGCCGCCCACCCCGGCCCCGCUCCCCGGGCCGCACCACCCGGAUCAGACGCGCUACAGGCCCUAUUACCAGUGAUGGCGGGAGGCCGGCCCGGGGGGGAACCGAGGACCCGGCCGGAGCUGCCCCGGGGUCGAGCCCCGACCCUCCGGAGAGGGGAGGCGGAUGAGGGACGCCUAAGAGUGUGGUUAUGUUUGAACAAACUCCGGGCCCCCCGUGGGGUGAUCGUCUGUAACGUCACUUCCCGAAGAACCCAACCCGUAUGGUACCGCUCUAGCCGAAAUCUCGUUUUCGUUCCAGGUCGAGUUCCUCCCGCCUAGACCUUUUUGGUCACCUCCGGUUGUAAAGUUCCCGUUCUCUUACGUGAACCCGGACACGGCCGCACGGUCUCCCCCAAAAAACCACGUUGGGCCGCUGACGUCCGCCCGCGGGUCACGAUGAAAGGCCAAAGGUGGUUUUCGCCGGUUUGCUUGGUUUUUUUUUCUUUUCGUUUCCGUCUAAAUCCUCCAACAGAAAAAUCCAGCCCCUUUUAGGACUCAGCGACGCAUCCAGCCUGGAAGGCGGCCGCGGGACCGCGGCGGGCUCCCGGACCCGGAGGUCGGAAGCGGAGUGUGUUGAGUUCGCAUAGAUGCCUUUGAUUUCAAGGCAACCUCAGGAACGCACCUCUCUCGGCGUCACCGAACCACAGGAGCGUGAGUUGGGGUCGCGACCCGGAGAGUAGGCUGACGGAGGGGAGCUCUCACGGGCCGCCCCCCGAGUGGGGGCCACGGUGGCGGGCCUGCUAAGGGCUAGGGCUUGCUGAGGCCCACCCCGUCCCCGCCUUUCCUCUGUCUCGCUAGAGAGCCGGAGGGAUCACCGCGUUUUUACCAAAAAUGCCUCGCCUGGCGUUGCUCGACAUCCUUCCCCAGCCGGAGCGGGUUCUCGUUCACAAGGCUCUCCACCGUAAACUUUGAAAAUGCAGCCUAUGGGAGCACCUGGUCCUCGAGGGUGGCUUCGGGGACCUUGGAAGGAGCUCGGGUUCUCCCCGAUCCGGAGGGCGGGUGGGCUCCGACAGCCCACCAGACUGGGGAGGGGGCUCCCGGAAGGUCAUCGACUAGACCCGAACCGUCGGCGGCGUUGGCCCUCUACCCCCAAGUAAUCCCACGGAGCCGAAUUUACAGGCCCUUAACAGCUAGAGCGAACUACGAGAGUAGAGUAGUGUUUUGUUUUCCCGAUUACCGACUCUUAGGGGUUGGCAGGGCCCUCCCAGAUUCACGGCUGUACGUGUGAAAGUCGGAUCGGGCUAGAGAAGAAGUCCCGUAUCCGCUUCCGACUCGAGGGAGGACAGGAAGCGAUGGGUUGAAUUGGGGAAAGUUCAGCCCCCGCUAAGGUGCCGUUGGUUUCCGUUCCCGGUACUGGGUUUCUCGUUCGCUGUUGACCAUUCACCGGUUGCACAUAGCCCGUAUGUGCAACUUGACGUGUAUGUGAAUGUCCACUAAAUAAACUUGACGUGAGGAUUUCUUCGA